Messenger RNA from Cordyceps militaris CM01, 1209 nucleotides. RefSeq lists its product as uncharacterized. The transcript has 3 exons. The record is from RefSeq and is a predicted model, not a curated record. Lineage: Eukaryota; Fungi; Ascomycota; Sordariomycetes; Hypocreales; Cordycipitaceae. Bases 1 to 1209 code for a protein of 402 amino acids.
AUGUUUCUCGAUAUUUUUGGCAAACCCAAGAUGAAGCCGGCCACGGCCAUCAACAGCAACGCCUGGUACCACGUCACCGAGGGCCAGGUGGACAAGGCCGGCCGAAAGUUUACCUCGAUGCUGCAAGUGGACGAGUCGACCGGCGGGCUCAGCGUCCUUCCCGUCACCAGUCCCCCAUUCUACUGGCAGUUCCAGGCCGUCGCCGCGUCCGACGGCCGGUACGUGGUGCGCAACUCGCGCGACGGCGCCGCCAAGCAGCUGUCGGCGUGCCGCAACCGCACGGAGCCGGCCGACGGGCAGACGGGCCUCUGCAUGGCGGCGGCCAACGGCGCCGACGACGCGCAGGUGUGGCAGCUGGACCAGUGGGGGGCCGACAUGGUCCGCGACGGCCUGCGCUUCAUCAACGCCGCCAACGGCACCCGCUUCUGGCUCGACGUGCACAAGGGCAACCCGCCGUUUAUGAAUAGCAAUGUCACGGCGGCCGACAGCAGCGCCGCCGACGAUGACGAACCAGAGAGUGAGCCCUCGCAGCGCUGGUACAUGACGAGCGCGCAGGCCGUCAACGCGAUUGAGUACUCGACCAUUCAGACUAUGAUUUCUACAAGCGCCGCAUCGACAAGCGCCGCAUCGACAACAGCCGCGCGCGCAACCACGACCGCGACAGUGCCACCCGUGGCCGGCUCCGACAGCGCCCACCACCGCCUGUCCACGGGUGCGGAAGCCGGCAUCGGCGUCGGCGCCGGUCUGGCCGGCAUCGCGCUAACUGCCGUCAUCGGGCUUCUCCUCUGGCGGCGACGCAAGAGGCAGACUGCUGCCGCCGCCGCCCCCGCCAGCAUCCCCUCGCCGCCCGGCACGCCCAACACCAACAAGCCGCUGCCGCCCGUCGGCGCCGAGAGCAAGGUGUACGAGCUGUCGAGCGAGCCCUUUGACGAUGGUAGCUACGGCAGCUACAGCAGCUACCAAGCGCACGAGCUGCCUACACCGACAGGGCCGCCGCCGUCGCACAUGGCUCGCGAGAUCCAGGCGCAGCAGCGCUACGAGCUGGACUCGACGCCUGUGCCCCGGCCGCCGCCGUGUAUUCGAGAGAUUGGGAGCGGAUGGGAAGUUGAAGGAGAAAUGGGGUCACAAUUUGACAGGAGAGGCGCCUUUUUGAAUCAAGAUAGAAAGCACACAUUGCACAGGAGUUUGGGCCUUUGGAAUACUUGCUGA